AUGGUGCUUCUUACAAUGACGGCGUCCAUUGUGGAUGGACUGGCGCAACUGGAUGGAAUGCUGUCUGCCGAAGACAUGCAGCAAGGUACCACUGGCGAUGCCGCCCACGAUGGGCAUCAACAAACAGACAGGGAACCGUCCCUGAAUCCGCCUUCAGUUGGGAAACCCAUCUCUCACCAACAAAUUGUCGACAUCUGGAAGAAGCUUCGAGCCAACCACAAUGCGAGCUAUAGCUUGGAGGAACUGCUCCGUGGCUCGCAGGUUUACGUUCCACCACCACCGCCGAAACCAGAGCCGACCGAAGAAUUCAAAGCUCUUAUGGCCCGACUACGACACGAGGAAGCACAGCGAGCCUACGAGCGCAUGGUGAACCCCCCUCCGAAAAUCGAAACGUUCAACGAUCGAUUCCCGACAUCCGCACAAGCUUUCUCCCAAGUGAAUCGCCCAAUGAACGCUUCGGAUCUAGGCGAUGAUGAUGUAACGCUUAGUGAUGUCCAUCGCCAAGUCAUGCUUAUCAUUAACUUUCUCGUCAGUAUCCUGGGAGUAGCUGGGACGCUGUGGGUGAUAUCACGGUGGUGGAGCUUGCCAGCUAGAAUAUUUCUCACCAUGGGCGGAAGUAUAGUCGUGGCUGUCGCGGAGGUCGCAGUCUACUCGAGCUACAUGUGGAGGAUGGAUCAGGCGAAGCACAAGCAGAAGGCUGCCGAGGAAAUCAAGCAAGUUGUUAAUACGUGGGUGGUGGGUGAGCACGACCAGGGCGAUAAUAAGAAUGACAACACGGUGUUUCUACGGCAAAAGGAGGAUGACACGAAUGGCACAGUGAGGAAGAGGAUUACGACGGUUUCAAAUUAA
Metarhizium robertsii ARSEF 23 is the source of this 849-nucleotide messenger RNA. RefSeq names its product ATPase, vacuolar ER assembly factor, Vma12. The record is from RefSeq and is a predicted model, not a curated record. The transcript has 2 exons. Gene Ontology annotation, biological process: vacuolar proton-transporting V-type ATPase complex assembly. Gene Ontology annotation, cellular component: endomembrane system. Lineage: Eukaryota; Fungi; Ascomycota; Sordariomycetes; Hypocreales; Clavicipitaceae. The coding region runs from base 1 to 849 and encodes 282 amino acids.